AUGGCCACAGCCCAGGACUCCUCCUCCCUGAGCCUCUCCCUAGCUGGGCAGCUGCUUUGCAUCAUGGGGGCCGUUUCGGAGGACAUCCCCUCUUUCAGAGGGGCGACACCGGUGAGCGCCCUGGCCCGGCUCUGGGGCGACGAGCCACGCAGGGAGGAGCCGUCCCGAGCCGCAGCCGCAGCAGCUGCAGCCUCUCAUCUCUGCCUCUGCGGCGGUGCCCAGCGGCCCAAACCUGGCAGCUCGAGCCCGAGCGGCGACACAGGCGGGGAGAAGAGGAGAGGCGGAGCGCCACGGCGCCACGGCGCCUCCGUGAAGCUUCGCUCCAAAGGCAUCGUGGAAUCGUCGUUCGCUGUCUCCUCAGAGGUGGGCGGUGGGCGGGCGCAGGACACCGCCCCGGCCACGGACACUCCGCGGACCCGGUUUCAGGAGUCGCCGUCCCCGCGCGAGUCGCGGCGGCAUCGGAGCAUCAGGCCUUCCAUGACUCCCUCGAGGAUGGGAUUCCCGGAUCCCACGAGUCCUCCGGCGGACUACCGUGCGGUUCGGCAGACCUCCAUGUCUCCACCUCGAGCUGCCUCCCGGCAGACUGUCGUCCCUCCUCCCAAGGAGGACGAGGACCUUAUCCACCAGCAUGUCUUGUACAUCCUCAAGAAGAAUCCGGACGUGUCCAAGUCACGCAAGGUGCAGCAGGUCACGCCAGGGGUGUACCUCCUGGACGGCCACGAGGUGAACAUCGAGUGGAGGCACUCCCGGGAGCCUGGAAAGCGAGGCUGUCCUGUGGUGGUGGACGGCCCCAUGCGCCAGCCGCUCAUCGAUUACCUGAGAUUCAGUGAGGAGAACAAGGAAUACGACACGGAGACGGUGGCUUGCACCACGUCCUUGCAUCAGGUUCCGAAAGACAAGCGGAUGACCUUUGACGACAGGCACAAGCAGUACAGCCGGCUCGAAGCCAUGAAGGUGGCGAAGGAGCAGGCCUGCAUCCGGGAGCAAGCUGCGGACUGCCUGCUGGACGGCAAGCAGGUGCCUGACGACCUCGUCAGGCGCUACAACAAGGCAUUGCGGUCCAAGAUUCGCUCGCGAGAGAAGGACGGCUCAGGUCCAGAGCGACGGGAGACCCUGGUGCCGUCUCCAGCGGGCACACCAACGCCAGCAACACCGGCAACACCGGUAGCGCCAGCAGCGGCGCCAGCAGCGGCGCCAGCAGCGGCGCCAGCAGCGGCAGCAGCACCGAAAGUACCGGUGAGGAUACCGGAGCUGCCCAGGCUACCGGAGAGGGCGCUUCCUCCCGUGGUCCAGGCGCUGCCUUGUUCCCAUCCCUCGCGGCAGCCCUCUCCGGCUGCGAUGCGCAUGGCUGCGCAGGCCAUGGCUGGAAGCCUUCAGGCGCCUCCGAGAAGCGGCACGCCGCGGUCGCCGAUGGCGGCAGAAGUCCUGGCGCCUUUCCCUGCAGUCGCCAUGUCCCAGCGCGGGAUUUCCCUGAAUGGCCUGCCACCCUUUGGCCCCGUCGCCACCGCCAGCGCCGCGAGCACCGCGACCGCAACUGCGGCCCCGGCGGUGCCCGUGACGGGCAGGGCCCUGACCCGGGUCGCACGCAGCUGGAGUGGCUCCUCUGUCACUUCUCUGCCAUACCGGGAGCCCAGCGUCUCGCGCAUCCCUACCCGACCCACUGCGCAGGUGGUGACUGCUGCGCCCAUCACGGUGGCCGCGUGCCAAUCGUCCAGCCUGCCGUCGGCCAUGCCAACAUAG
Symbiodinium sp. CCMP2592 is the source of this 1740-nucleotide messenger RNA. NCBI's taxonomy places the organism in Eukaryota, Dinophyceae, Suessiales, Symbiodiniaceae. The record is from the annotation of a GenBank genome assembly.